GCGGGGCGCGCAGGCAGCCAUGGGGCUGGCCCUAUUUUGCAGAAGUGGGUGUGCCAGCGAGACGGCUCAACAGGUCUCGACACAUUUCUCUGAAAACUGUACUUCGCGAGGCAGAAUUCGCUGCGAUCCCGCAGUUUUAGGCGUUUCGCGGCUCCGUUUUCGGGUGUUCCCCGCUCGGUGGACCCGUGCCCCCGCGUCCCUGACGCGUCUCCUACCCCGGAGGGGCCGCCGCUGCUUUUCCUGAGGCGGGGGAGCUGUCAGCCGGAGCGGCUUCGCCUCGCUGCCCCCGCCCGCAGGCACAGCAGCCCCCCGGCCCCGGUGCGGGCGCUGCGGGCCGGCCACCCGCCCCCGAUGGCUGUGCCGCGCUCCCCAGCCCUGCUCGGCGAGGGGCCGGCGGCCGCGGGCCCGUUCUGCGCUCCGCGGUUCGGUUUCGGCUCGGAGGCAGCUGCCAGGGCGCCCUGCCGCUGCCCUAGGCACGGCUCGGGAGGUUUGGCGGCUCGGGAAACAAGGCUAAUGUUGAAAGUAAUGGAUUCCAAAGAAUUGCUUAACUCGUCAGAUCAAGACGAAACGAGGAAAAAUGUGCUCAUCAGUACCAAAGGAGGGAUUGUGAUGGACUUUCAUCCACCCUUCAGGGGUGGAGCUCCUGUGCAAGCCCCUGUAUCUACAUCUCCUCUCCCUGUGUCUUCUCAGUCAGAUUCCAAUCAGCAACCUGCUCUGGCUGAUUUUUCAAAAGGAUUAGUAAACAAUGUGCCUCAGCCAGACCUCUCCAAGGCAGUGUCACUCUCCAUGGGACUGUAUAUGGGUGAAACAGAUGCAAAAGUGAUGGGAAAUGACCUUGGAUUUUCGCAGCAGGGCCAAAUUGGCAUCUCUUCUGGAGAAACGGACUUCAGGCUCCUGGAAGAAAGUAUUGCAAGCUUGAACAAGUCCUCGAGCCUGGCAGAGGACGCAAAGGGAGCAGCAUCUUCUGAGGUGCCGCUGGAGCCGGAUUUCCCCGGCAUGGCUGGCCGCAGCGUCCCCUUAGAGCCGGGAGCGUCAGUCCAAAGCCAGGUUGGCUCUAAUGGUGGCAACUUGAAAUUAUUCUCUGAAGACCAAAGCACCUUGGAUAUUCUCCAGGACUUAGAAUUGCCACCAGUAUCGCCUGGCAAAGAGCCAAAUGGGAGCCCGUGGAGGCUUGACCCGUUGCUCGAUGAGGGUGGCUUGCUGUCCCCGAUAUCCACAGACGAUGCGUUUCUCCUGGAAGGAAAUUCGGGGGAAGACUGCAAGCCUCCUAUUUUGUCUGACACUAAACCUAAAAUUAAUGACCGUGGUGACCUUUUACCCAGUUCCAAAAUGCCAAUGCCUCAAGUGAAAACGGAAAAGGAAGACUUCAUUGAACUCUGUACUCCUGGCAUAAAGCAGGAAAACAUGGGCCCAAUUUAUUGUCAGGCAAAUUUCUCUGGGUCUAAUCUACUGGGUACUAAAGUCUCUGCCAUAUCUAUCCAUGGUGUCAGUACCUCUGGGGGACAAAUGUAUCACUAUGAUUUAAAUACUGCAUCGCUCUCUCAGCAGCAGGAUCAGAAACCAAUUUUUAAUAUCAUUCCAUCUCUUCCUGCCGGUUCAGAAAAUUGGAAUAGGUGCCAGGGAUCAGGGGAUGAGACUUUAGCUCCUUUGGGAACGCUCAACCUUUCUGGCAGACCUGCUUUCUCUAAUGGCUAUUCAAGCCCUGGAAUAAGAUCAGAUGUAAGUUCUUCUCCAUCCACAACCUCAGCAACUACGGGACCACCUCCCAAGCUUUGUCUUGUUUGCUCUGAUGAGGCCUCUGGGUGUCAUUACGGUGUUCUUACUUGUGGCAGCUGCAAAGUGUUCUUCAAAAGAGCUGUGGAAGGGCAGCACAACUAUCUGUGUGCUGGAAGAAAUGAUUGUAUUAUUGACAAAAUCCGGAGGAAAAACUGUCCAGCAUGCCGCUACCGGAAAUGUCUUCAAGCUGGCAUGAACCUUGAAGCUCGAAAAACAAAGAAGAAGAUAAAAGGAAUCCAGCAAGCUAAUGUAACGGGAACGAGGGAUGUUUCUGAGACUCCUGGAAACAAGAGCAUAGUUCCUGCAUCACUGCCACAGCUGACCCCUACCCUUGUUUCCCUGCUGGAAGUGAUUGAACCCGAAGUUCUGUAUUCAGGCUACGACAGCACUCUGCCUGACUCAAGCUGGCGCAUCCUAUCAACUCUCAACAUGUUAGGAGGACGGCAAGUUGUAGCUGCAGUAAAGUGGGCAAAGGCAAUACCAGGUUUCAGAAAUCUACAUCUGGAUGACCAAAUGACCCUUCUGCAGUACUCAUGGAUGUUCCUAAUGGCUUUUGCUUUAGGAUGGAGAUCAUACAAACAAUCAAAUGGAAGUCUCUUGUGCUUUGCACCAGAUCUGAUUAUUAAUGAGCAGAGAAUGAAUCUACCCUGUAUGUACGAACAAUGCAAACAUAUGCUUAUGGUUGCCCGAGAGCUAUCACGGCUUCAAGUCUCCUAUGAAGAGUAUCUCUGUAUGAAAACGUUGCUUCUCCUCUCUACAAUUCCGAAGGAAGGCCUGAAGAGCCAAUCUUUGUUUGAAGAAAUUCGUAUGACAUACAUUAAAGAGCUGGGAAAGGCCAUAGUGAAAAGAGAAGGGAACUCGAGCCAGAACUGGCAGCGAUUUUAUCAACUGACUAAACUGUUGGACUCUAUGCAUGAUGUGGUUGAAAAUCUUCUGAGCUUUUGCUUCCAGACAUUUUUGGAUAAAUCCAUGAGUAUUGAGUUCCCAGAAAUGUUGGCAGAAAUCAUCAGCAAUCAGAUACCAAAAUACUCAAAUGGAAAUAUCAAGAAGCUUUUAUUUCAUCAAAAGUGACUGCCUUAAUACAAAAGGGUUGCCUUAAGAAAACGUCAAAUGAUAGCUUUUUUUUGCUUUUUUUGUAAAGAAAAAACCUAUCAGACUUGUUAAUUUUGUCCUUGCAGCGGUGUUCCUUUUUGUAAUUAUGCACUACAUGUGGUUUACAGAGGGCCAAGAUUUAGGCUAUAGAAGCGGCGGAUUUCUCACGUUUGAUACAUAAUUGGGGAGAAAGGAAAGAAAAAUAAAUCUUAUUUGUCAGAAAUUAUAUUUCUCCCCCUGUGCAACAUCAAUGGAUGCAUCAAAACCACCGGUGACAAGAUCUGAGGCUGUGUUAUGAACAUUCUGCUAAUUAAUUUCUGCAGUUGGCUGGAGACAAUUUUCUAGGCUUUUUUUUUUUUUUAGUAAAGUGUUUUGGAUUUUGUUUUUUUUUUUUUUUUAAAGUUAAGGUAGCAUUUUGGUUUAUGCAUGUAACCUGAAGAAAGUUUACAAGUGUAUAUCAGAAAAGGGAAGUUGUGCCUUUUAUAGCUAUUACUGUCUGGUUUUAGCAAUUUCCUUUAACUUUAUAUACCGUGAACUAGGCUUGUUCAUUUUUUCUUACAUAAUUUUUUUGUAAUACUUCAAGAUGCCUAUUGUACAGCUGUUUUUUUAAGGUGGGGCAGCUCGUAGCUUUCCUAAAUGACCUCUAGACAUUAAUCCUUGAGUAUAUUCAUGUGAAAAUGGGUUGGGCUUUUCUAACCUAAUAGCUUUCAACUGUCAAGGUGACCAUAAAAAUUUGGCAUUUUUUAAGGGCCAGGGUGGGGUGGGAGAACACUCUCAAAUCUAAUUCAAAUAGAUGCGAAUGAAACAAAUACUUUUGGUAUAUGUGCAAAAGUGUUGGAUAUGCAGAUUCAUAGAAAAUUAACCCAGUCCUAACUGGAUGUAAAUGAGCAGGUUAUUUUAUAUAUUUAAAAAAAAAAAGCCUGAUUUUUUGCAUAUAAUGCAACAGCCAUAACUAUAAGAGUCAUGGGCUGCAUUGAUGCCAAGAAGAUCAGUCCUGACUGCCCAUCAGGAAAUUUUCAGGAAAAUAUGCAUAGCUUAAGAAAAGUUUACUUCUGUGCGGAGAAACUCACAUUUUCUAUACACUUAAACCUAUCAUCAUACAGGUAUAUAUGGAAAAAUAUCAGUGACUUAAGAGGCAGACAUGUAAUUAUGCCCAGUGGUUUGGUUUUGUUCUGUUUUUAUUGUAUCGAUUCUAGAACUACUUUCUUCAGUGAGAUGUUUACCUUCAUGCAGCAGUAAAGCAGAGCAGCUGCGCUGACUGACUGUAACUCCGGAUAUACAGACUCCAAACUCGCGUGGUUAGAGACCCAUUUUCACAUCUUCACCUGUCACUGAACUGGUCCAUCCUCUUUCCUGGAGAGCAGGAAAACUCCGCUACUGAUUUCGUGGUCUUAGAGUUGUACGUCGAACUUUGUCUUUGUAAGGCUGCAUCCAUUCAUAUCAAAUUACUAGCGUGCCAUAAAUUUACCAUAGGUCUUGUGAAUUUCUCCUUGUUGCCAUUGAUAGCUAUAUUUUAAAACGUUUAGAAGCUGUAGUAGCCUUUUCUAUGUGCACCUUAACAAUUUUCUGUAUCUCUAAAUUUAAAUAUUUACUAAGCCACUCUAAAAUUUGAUUUUUACUCAAAGUGGCCAGAUUAUUUGUGUAAUAGAAAUGAGAAAAAUCAUCUGAUAAAAUACAAAACCUAAUAUAUUUUUAUAUUUAGUUAUAGUUUCAAAUAUGUAUAAUCGGUAUAUUCGCUGAUCUGAGAAAAGAAGGGAAGGGCUACUGCAGCUUUAAAAGCAAUUUAUUAAAUGAUUGUAAAAUAGCUUGUAUAGUGUAUAAUAAGGAUGAUUUUUAGAUGACAGAUUGCUUUAUCAUGAUACAUGUAAUUAUAUUUUUUGUAGGGGUCACAAAUACGCUGAAUGGUAACCCGUACAAGUUGUGGUUUGUCUGGAGGCAGUACUGAAGGCGUUGACAUUUAGUAUCCAAAGAAAUACUCUGUUUAGAAGGAAAACCUGUGUUCAGUGGAUGUCUUUAGGGUUGGAUUUACAUUUAUCAAAUCACUGUGUAAAACUUCAAGUUGAACCUUGGAUGGAAGACUCCUAUCUGUAUGUUUGGUUACCAUUCAUGUUUCAUUGCUAAAUCAGACCUCCGCUGCAAAAAAUGUAAGCCGUAAAGAUGCGUAUGUGCGUGUACAUACAUACACCUCUGAACAUAUGGGGUUAAUUUCAUAUACAGCCUCACGUACCACAGCAAAAACAGCUUGAAAAAUUGGGCAAUAAUAUGCAUACAGGUACCAGCAAUAUGUAAAUAUAGAGCAUAGGUUGUUCACAAUACACUAGUACAUUUCUAUUGUUCAACAAAAGUUCGUUUCCAAGUGAAAUAGGAAACUAAAUUUUCAUCCUUUCUUAAAUCUUUUUGAAUGUUAUACCUAUUAAAAAGAUACUAUAUUCAGUACUUUGGAGUAAAAUAUCAUCUUUAAUAAAAAAACGUAAUCAUUCUCUUCUCUUUGAAUGAUCUGUAAAGAGUAUGUACAUUUUGUAACAGUUAAGGUAAACUUCAGUACUUCGAUUAUACCUUUCAGCCCAACUCAAUGGAAAUAUUUACGUGACCUGUUUGAGAUACAGAUAGGAGUUUCAUACUGUUUGGUUUCAGAUGGGUUCUUUAGUUAAAAGGAAAACUCUUCUUACUUGGAGAAUGUUUAGAAACUUCAAUCCCCAGGGAGCUCAAAUGGAGCUUGUGUGGAAGAGUGAGUUUGUGCGUGUGCAGGCGUGGGUGUGUGGGCACGUGCACAUGUGCAAACGCUGGUUUUAACAUUUGUAUACGCAAAGAUACCUUUUUGUUUUUUCUUUGCCAGCAGAAAAGUAACUACGGUGACCGUGAACAAAUUACCAUCUUGAGAGAAAUGGAGAACAUAGGAGAAGAGAGGCUCUCUGCCCCUUUUGGUCUCUGUGCCUGUAUAUUCAUUUUUAGUUUAUGGGUUUAAGGAAAAAAGGAAACUGUGAUGUUAAAAGAAAGCAUUCAUGCUGUACAUGCUGUUAAGUUUUAAACUUCACAAUUAAAAAUAUGUAUAGUGCUUUAGUAAGCAGUGAAAAGUACAUGUUGUGUGUAUCAGUAGUCCUUGUAGCACUGGGUAGUAUCUGCACUCUGGAUAAAGCAGGGAGAAUUGUGACUUCUGUCUCUUCAGUGCCUUAUCACAUAGUGCAUGCAUCUGACCGAGGGACACCCGUGGGCAGGUCAGGACACAUACGUGCUGCGUGGUGUACAUUGCACAUGAAAAACGAUAGGAAUGGCCUUACAUAGGACAAGCCAGGGAAUGGGGUUGGAGAGGGAUAAACUGUAGAUUUUGCGCAGCGUGGUUAUCACCCAAAGCAAAAAUGCCAGAAAUCUCAGAUUUUAUUAGGAGCUUUGCAACUGGAAAGAAGGGAGGGAGGGAGGCUGGGGAUCGGUGCCAAUUUAAGCUUAGGAAUGACCUUGCCAUUUUCACAAAGAAGGGUCAAAAAUAGGAGGAAGUGCCUGGAUGAAUGUCAGCUAAGUCCUGUUUCCCAUAGUCGCACUUCAGUGGGUGAGGACUUCAGGGUCAUACCUUCAGAGUGAGUUUUUUAAAAGAUUGUAUGUAUUAUAUACUAGUUAAGCUCUAUCCUUAGUCCAGUCUGCAACCAGGUGUUGCUGAGCCAUCGAUGUUACAUAGGAACCAAAUUUUCAGGAAAGGAAUAGAGCCUCUUUAAAACCGCGAGGCAUUUGUUUUCUGAUGAAAGGCUGUGUGUAUGAAAAUAUCCCCCACCUCCAAACUAACUUGCAUAACAGCAUAGAGUCAACAGCGUGUCAUUACUCUAUUUUGUAUAUUAAACAAAAGAUAUAUAAUGGGGACAAAUCCUAUAUCAUACCGGUGUAUGGCAUUAUUAAAAAAUCAUUAUUUUUAUCACAGUAAUUUUAAACAACAUAAAAAAAAAAUUAAACCAGUGACUCCUGUUUAAAAAUAAAAGUUGUAGUUUUUUAUUCAUGCUGAAUAAUUCUGUAGUAACAAGUCUGUAGUUUUCACCUACUCAGUGAAAUGUUGGACUGUAAAAGCUUGUGUGGAAUUGUUGAACAUUUAUUUUUUCAUUUAAAUUUGCUGUUCUGGUAAUACAAAGCCACACAUCUGUACAGAAGUUGCAGUAAAUGUGAGCCAUUUACAGCAAUGCCGAAUAAUGGACAGAAACCAUAUAAUAAAAUUCUGCUUUUUUCAUUAAA
Molecule: messenger RNA, 7080 nt
Organism: Cygnus atratus (black swan)
Lineage: Eukaryota; Metazoa; Chordata; Aves; Anseriformes; Anatidae
Gene: NR3C1
Product: nuclear receptor subfamily 3 group C member 1
Exons: 9
Coding region: 352-2847 (831 amino acids)
Biological process (GO): regulation of DNA-templated transcription; nuclear receptor-mediated glucocorticoid signaling pathway
Cellular component (GO): nucleus
Molecular function (GO): zinc ion binding; nuclear glucocorticoid receptor activity; sequence-specific DNA binding
Source: RefSeq, a predicted model, not a curated record